Messenger RNA from Naegleria lovaniensis, 933 nucleotides. RefSeq lists its product as uncharacterized. The record is from RefSeq and is a predicted model, not a curated record. The transcript has a single exon. The coding region runs from base 1 to 933 and encodes 310 amino acids. Lineage: Eukaryota; Heterolobosea; Eutetramitea; Acrasida; Naegleriidae.
AUGAAACAGAUUAUUCAAGAAAGGAUCAAAUUGCUCUUGCAAUCUUCAGACCACAACAUCGAUUUGGAAUCCAUUGUUAUGCUUAGACUUGCAGAGUUAGAUGGUACACGGUUGUCAAAAAUUGGUUGUUUCAAACCACUAAUCACCAACAAUCCAAUUUUAAAAGACCACAUAUUCAAGUGUAAACAUUGUUUGGAUGCAAAUGGAUAUGUAGAGUACUGUAUUUCCAAACAAGUUAUAGCACCAGAGAAUAAGAAGGAUAUAAAUGGAGAAGAAUUGUUCUGGACACACUUUUCCAAGAAGAAGUGGGAUUUAUUAGAUGGAGUUUUUAUAACUCCAUCUAAUGAACACCAUAACGAUUUGUUUGGUAUUAACAGAGUUAACGAUUCUACAGACAUGAUUAUUCCAAUAGGUUUCCAGUGUAAAGUUCAAUCUGGAGCUAAAUUUGACCCACAUUCAUAUUUUAGCUCCACUAUUCCUGAACUAUUUUAUCUCGAUAAUUAUGGAAAAUUGAAAUCUGACACCCUCUACAAUUUAAAUUGUAAUCAUGUUGAAGAAACCAAGAUUAAGGAUAAAAAACAAUAUCGUUUCGUUGUGAUGGAUAAAUCAAAAAAGAUAAUAGAUGAUGCGAAUGGUAAAGGCAUGAAAGUUAGUUCAAGUGCAAAAUGGUACAGUGGCAAAAGAAAUGAUAUUUUACAAGUAUUUAAAUCAUCAAAAAUGAUGCAAGUGUGUAUUGGAUUUCAUACAACUGAAACAUUCUCAAACAAGAUUGUAAAGAAAUACCAGCAAAACUAUUUGUGCUCCUUUAUUGACAUGAGCAAUUAUGACUUACUCUUCGAUAAAGAAUGGGAGACAUAUUUAAGGAGCUUUUUAACCACAGUGGCCGAACGAGUGAACAGCAAUAAUAAGAAGAAUAAUUUGGAAAAGAAAUAA